Messenger RNA from Cyprinodon tularosa, 2823 nucleotides. Its product is annotated as ubiquitin carboxyl-terminal hydrolase 25-like. The coding region runs from base 108 to 2249 and encodes 713 amino acids. The record is from RefSeq and is a predicted model, not a curated record. Gene Ontology annotation, cellular component: nucleus; cytosol. Gene Ontology annotation, biological process: protein deubiquitination; regulation of protein stability. The transcript is spliced from 15 exons. Gene Ontology annotation, molecular function: cysteine-type endopeptidase activity; cysteine-type deubiquitinase activity. Lineage: Eukaryota; Metazoa; Chordata; Actinopteri; Cyprinodontiformes; Cyprinodontidae.
GGUUCACAGAACUCCCUCCUGUGUUGACCUUUGAACUGUCAAGAUUUGAGUUCAAUCAAGCCCUGGGACGGCCCGAGAAGAUCCACAAUAAGCUAGAGUUUCCCUCCAUGCUGUACAUGGACAGAUACAUGGACAGAAACAGGGAAAUAACCAGAAUUAAGAGGGAGGAGAUCAGACGGCUGAAGGAGCAUCUGAUGCUGUUGCAGCAGCGGCUGGAGAGAUAUUUGAGUUACGGUUCAGGCCCCAAGAGGUUUCCUCUGGCAGAUGUCCUCCAGUAUGCCAUGGAGUUUGCCUCCAGUAAGCCUGUGUGUACCUCCCCAGUGGAGGAUAUAGACACAUCGGCCCCCCCUGGUGGCACAACAGGUCAACAGCUACCACCUCAGAGCAGCUCAGUUGAGCCGGACUCCCUCCCUCCCCCAGAGAGCUCAGGUCCUGCUUCUGCUUCCACUGCAGCUCCCACUGCAGCUCAGCAGCAGAGAGUACCUGUUCAUAAGCCCUUCACCCAGUCCCGGCUUCCACCAGACCUCCCAAUGCACCCUGCCCCACGGCACAUCACUGAAGAAGAGCUGAGGGUGCUGGAAGGCUGCUUACAUCGCUGGAGGAGUGAAGUGGAGAACGACACCCGUGAUCUGCAAGGCAGCAUAACCAGAAUCCACAGAACUAUUGAGCUUAUGUACUCAGACAAAUCUAUGAUGCAGGUUCCUUACCGGCUUCAUGCAGUUCUGGUCCAUGAAGGUCAGGCCAAUGCAGGCCACUACUGGGCUUACAUCUACGACCCCCAUCAGCGCUGCUGGAUGAAGUACAACGACAUCUCAGUCACUAGGUCAUCCUGGGAGGAGCUGGUCAGGGACUCCUUUGGAGGCUACCGCAAUGCCAGUGCCUACUGUCUCAUGUACAUUAAUGACAAGAAGCCAUUUCUUAUAGAAGAGGAGUUUGAUAAAGAGACUGGCCAGAUCCUCAGCGGCAUGGACAAACUGCCUCCAGACCUCAAGCAGUAUGUGAAAGAGGAUAAUGAGCAGUUUGACAAGGAGAUGGAAGAAUGGGACGCCAUGCAGGCUCGCAAGGCCCAACAAGAGAAGCUGGCCCUGGCUGCAGCAGCCGCCACAGUGGCGCCAUCCAGCACUUCCACCUCCUCUUCUUCUCCACAACCCAUGAGUAUGGAGUCCAGCCCUCCAGACAACACCGUACCACAGCAGGAUCCAGAGUACCUGGAGCAACCGUCACCUUCAAACGACUUGAAGCACCUGCAGGAAGACACGGAGAGAGCGAUCUCUAGAGCUGCUGCAGAGCAAGAGGAGAGGAGCCCGGAAGUCCUGUUAAAUGCUAUAAUGAUGACCCCCAACAUGCAGGGUAUAAUUAUGGCCAUUGGCAAAUCCAGCAGCAUAUAUGAAAAGAACGGGCCUGAGGCAGCCUUUUUUAAGGCCAUCAAGCUGGAAUACGCUCGUCUGCUGAGGUUUGCCCAGGAGGAUUCGCCACCUGAGACGGACUACAGGCUACACCAUGUCAUCGUGUAUUUCAUCCAGAACGAGGCGCCCAAAAAGAUCCUGGAGAGGACUCUGCUCACACAGUUUGCAGACAGAAACCUGGCCUUUGAUGAGAGAUGUAAGAGCAUUAUGCAAGUGGCACGAGCUAAACUAGACCUGAUUAAGCCUGACGAGGUCAACAUGGAUGAAUAUGAGAUUUGGCAUCAAGACUACAGGAAUUUCCGUCAGACAACAGUACUGAUGGUGACUGGGUUGGAGCUCUUCCAAAAGACAAAUUACGUGGAGGCCCUGAUGUAUCUCAUUUACUCGUACCAGUACAACAGGGAGCUUCUGGUGAAAGGGCUGUACCGAGGACAUGACGAGGAGUUCCUGGGAUAUUACCGCAGAGAGUGUUUGCUGAAAUUAAAUGAACAAGCGGCUGCCAUGUUUGAGACGGGAGAGGAGCCAGAGGUGACUACAGGCCUGGGCAUAAUGAACGAGCUGGUGGUGCCGUGUAUUCCUCUACUGCUAGCUCAGGAAACGGAGAAGGACCUGCUGGCUGUGGAGGACAUGAGGAACCGCUGGUGCUCCUACUUGGGCCAGGAGAUGGAAGCCAACCUCCAGGAGAAGCUCACAGACUUCCUCCCCAAGUUGUUAGACUGCUCAACGGAGAUCAAAAGCUUCCACGACCCUCCCAAGCUGCCCAGCUACUCCACGCUGGAGCUGUGUGAGCGCUUCGGCCGCAUCAUGGCCGCACUUGGCAGGGUGCCCAGCGAGGGAAGAUGAGCUCAGACUGUCCUUCAUCAUCCGGCCAGAAACCAAUGGACCUCUAUGAACCCAUGCCUUCCUUAUCAAUCCAGGGGUCACUCGCUUACGCUCUUAUUCCUCUGUUACUCUUUUGCUGCUAUAGGUUUUAUCACAAAUUUUAUUUCACAUUUCGUUUAAACAGAACAGUAGAGGAAGGAUGAGGACGAGAUAAACUGCUGAGAGGGGAACGGUGAGAUUAAUCCCAUCGCGCUUCAGCUUUGCAACAAAAAAAGCUUCAAGGUUUUUCAUAGUUAAUAUUGUUGUUGCUGUUUGGUUCCAGCUUCCCCUGCCACACUAAUAACCCCCCCACCCCCGGUUCUCUGCCACUCGUUUGGUACAGUAUUACCAUGUUUUAUUUUUCUAAGAAAGUAAGGAAGAGAGCCUUCAGAAGUUUGGGCGGCUCAGAGGAUCUCAGAUGGUCUCAUGUCUUUCUGAACUGUGCCAGAAUGAGAUGUUUUAAGUGCUGUGGUAGACGGCCGCAGGUUUCCUGUGGCUUGUUAAUAAUUUGAGAGAAUAAAAUUUUAUUUAUGGCCCUUUUAGGCCAACUAAGUGA